AUGUCCCAGACAACCCCAAUUAGCCUGGAUUACGGCACGACAAUGCCUCAGGACGAGCUUGAUGAAAAGGGCGACGGCCUUGAGAUAAUCACGGCGAGCAUGUUCCGUAUGGGAACCAGCUCCAUGUCAGAGGCCUUUAAAAUCCUCGGCUACAAUCCACAUCACGGCCUCGAUGACAGCCGCAAAAUCCCUUGGGUCCAAAUCGAGGAGGCCGCCGAGGGCAAAUGGCCUAGCACAUCUGACGCGUCUGGCGUGCGGCGUCGCAGACGCAGCGGCAAGUACACAAGGCAGGAAUGGGAUGCCGUCUGGCACGAGUAUGACGCCGUGACGGACAUUGCGGCGCCCUUCGCUUCGGAUCUUGCAACGCUGUAUCCCGAGGCCAAGGUCAUCGUCAUCCAGAGAGACUUUUACUCAUGGUGGCCCAGCUUCCUUACUAUAAACCUUGGAUGGCGUUUCUUCUGGGGCGCCGAGCUGAUCACAACACUGCUCGGCAUGUUCAACAUGCGGGCUGGGCAUGCAGUCAGGAAACUAUACUUUGGCCUGUUCCAUGCCCAUUCGAUCGACGAGCUUCAGGCCAACGCCCGGCGUGGUUACGAGGAUUAUUUCGCGGAGAUUCGGCGCGUGGUUCCCGAGUCUAGAAGAUUGGAAUAUAGGCUGGGCUCAGGUUGGGAGCCCUUGUGUAAGUUCUUGGGAAAGGAGGUGCCGGACGUGCCGUUCCCAAAGGUCAAUGACGGGGCGGAGCUCGAAGCGUGGUUGUUCAAUGCGUUUGUCGACGCCAUUAUGCAGACGCUCAUCAUACCUCUGCUGUACGGGACGGCUGUUGUAGUUGUAUUGUAUCUAUUGUGGUCAUUGUACGGCAGAGCCAUGCGUUGA
Clonostachys byssicola is the source of this 873-nucleotide messenger RNA. NCBI's taxonomy places the organism in Eukaryota, Fungi, Ascomycota, Sordariomycetes, Hypocreales, Bionectriaceae. The record is from the annotation of a GenBank genome assembly.